AUGGAGCAAAACAAGGACCUUUCUUCUAAAGUAUUGGACGGAGUAUAUACUGGCAUUGUAAACCGUCUUUUUCUUCAACACGUCUAUUCAACACAAAGCAUAUUAAAGGAAGCCCUCAAGAAUUAUUUUAACAAAAAUCUUUCCGAAUUCAUGUUGGGCAUAAGUGAAAAUGAGUUUACCAAUAAGUUCCACGGUGGCUGGUCUUUUAUCAAAAAUGAAAAAUUAUCGUGGCUCAGCAUUGCAAAACGUCCGCUUGUCUAUUUGGAAG
Ambispora leptoticha is the source of this 268-nucleotide messenger RNA. Lineage: Eukaryota; Fungi; Glomeromycota; Glomeromycetes; Archaeosporales; Ambisporaceae. The record is from the annotation of a GenBank genome assembly.